This is a messenger RNA of Sycon ciliatum, 2864 nucleotides long. RefSeq lists its product as uncharacterized. Bases 233 to 2593 code for a protein of 786 amino acids. The transcript is spliced from 8 exons. NCBI's taxonomy places the organism in Eukaryota, Metazoa, Porifera, Calcarea, Leucosolenida, Sycettidae. The record is from RefSeq and is a predicted model, not a curated record.
GGUGUUCAUAAGCCAGUGCAAACUGGCCACAGACCUGACUACUACUAGCACUUUGCCAGCAGUAGAUCAAGCUAGCCUGUAGCGUAGACUUUGAGUUUGUUUACUCUGGCAGAGCUUACCACCAAUCCCUAGGCGUGAGUGUGAGCAGACUACUAGCAGUGCUCUCUGUAAAGAGACAGGAGAUUGCUGCUGGUCAAGGAGCCGACAUUCAGCAGGUUACCUUCCUUCAGACAUGAUGGAGUUGUCCAGCAGAGGAGGCGUUGUAUGUGUUCUGGACACGCGAUGGCUACCCUUAGUGUUGCUGACUGUAAUGUCAAGUCUAGGGUUAAGCGCGGAGGCUGGUCAAUGGUCCCCCUGGUCUUCUUGGACACCCUGUUCUGCAACUUGCCUGCCAUCAGCCACGACACUAUCCUUGUCUUCCUCUGCGAGUGUAGUAGCUGGCACCCAGCAGCAUCGCUACAGGGUUUGCGAUCCGCGUAGCGCUCUGUCCCCCUCCGCUACAGAUGUCAUGGGUGAUCCUCCACUGGCGGCUGUCUGCCCGCCUGGAAAUGGCAGUGAGACCCGACAGUGCGUUGGCCUUCCAGAGUGCAAAGGAAAAACUCCAGCGCGCUGGUCGCCCUGGUCAAACUGGACGCCAUGUAUUCGACUGUGCGGCGGAGUAGCCGUCCAACGACGACUGAGAAAUUGCCUGGGCGGAUCCUCCUCAGCCUGCAGCGGACCUCUGUUCGAAUCCAGAGACUGCACUGCCGAAGGCACCCCAUCACCUCUGCGUUCGGGGCCGCAUAUCCACAUGGCACGGUUUGUGAUGGGCGAGAAUAACCUGUAUGCCAUGGAGGGAUCCACGGGUGUGAUUGUCUGCUGUGCCGAUCUCACUGACAAUGACGUAGAGCUCAAGAUAUUCCAUCGCCGAUCACAGCUGGUGAACGACUCGCUGACAUCGGUGCUGUUGACAGAGAAGAACUAUGUGCAAGUGACAAUAUCUCCUCUCAAUCUCAAUCACAGUGGAGCGUAUUCCUGCUUCACUCGUGAUGAUCCCAAUCUAGUCUCAACGUCAAGUUCCAUUUUCGUACGUGCACUUCCAACAGUCCCACCGGGAAGUGGUGGCACUUUGGAUGGCGGCAUUACCGGACUUAACAAAACCAAUGGUGGUGAUGGCAGCAAUGGUAUUGGCGACGGUGCUACAAACGAAAGUGAUGACUUCCUAGUCAUCAUUAUCCCCAUCAUGGCCUCAGUGCUCUUCCUGCUCAUCCUGACGGGACUGCUCUGUUUUAUUCACCGUCGUCGUAAAUCAGCCGGCCGUGGAGCACAGGCCGUCCAGUCCAGCAACCACAUUAUCAACAAGGUGGAUGUGCUGGAUAAUCGCAAGAUACCCAUUCAGCCCACCGCACGUCCCUCAUGCAUGCCCUACCUAAGCAGAUCACGCCAGCCCAUUGCGCUUCACGGCGGCCUGACGCCAAACGACCCGGACAAGCAGAACUUCCCCGCAUUCUCCUUCAUGCCGACGAGCGCUGCCUCGUCCAAUGACCGUGCCACCGGUGCCGAGGGACAAGGCAGCCCGACGGAACCGUUCCGGCCCGUGAAUGCCGUGGUGCCGUACCGUAAGAUGUCCGCCGACAAACUGCAGCAGUCAGGUCCCACACAGGAGAGGGGUACAACCCCGGACAUGGGCCAUAGCACACACCGUCUGAAUGUGUAUAGUCCGGCGGAAGCGGAGCGCGCCUACAGCAAAUCCUACGAGAAAGGACUGAAAACAAGCCCCCUGAACGAAGUGGUUGAUUCCAAUAUGGCCCUUCCGACAGACACCAUCUCAGAUAAUGGGGUGUUCAGUGACGGGGACGACGAAAAGGACAUCAACGCCCAUCACGCUCUCAAGAAGAUCAAAUCGACGGCUGAUGACGAGGACGAGCUCUUCCGUGACAUCGCCAUUGCCUGCGAAUCGCAGUCCAUCGACAUCAAUGAACUGGUCGACAACGAUGUGGAGGACACAGGUCGCAUCGCCAGGGCUAUCUCCAUGGAGCUGGAGCGACGGCGCAGCUCCGAGAUGCACAAGACGCCACUGCACAAGCUGAACUCAGCGGUCAGUAGCUUCACGACAGUGGACUACAACCCCAGCGAGGGCAUGAACUUCUCGCCAGAACACACCAGCGUGCUGCCCGCAAUCACGAAAACCGACUGGCAACACUCGGUGGACCACAUAAAGCCCGUGGCGACGGGCUCGCCGAUGAAGCCAGAGCACUUCGACGCCAAGAUGGACGUGAGGCAGUGCUUCGAGGACUUCGCCCGCUCGACAGUGCCGCAUCUGAUGAAGCACACGCCGCCGGCGGCAACGCCAGCUAAAGCCCCCGUCCCCAUAGCAACAUCGGCAGCACCAGUGCCACCACGGCCAGCGCAGGUGCCGUUAGUGGCAGCAGCGGCAUCGUCAGCAGCGUCUGACAUGUCACAGGUCAACACUCAGAGCUUGCCACGCACACGCGAACACACGGACACGCUGGACCGGUCGGACAUGACAGCGUUCGGCGCAAACCCGGACACCCUGAAACGUGCCAACGGACUAUUGUCGCCCAGCGCUGAGGUCCCUGUUACCAUCCUAUAGACAACAUUACAAACACACCUCUUGUCUCCAGUAUUGUCAAAGAUCUGCAACCUGACACACCCUGAGUUCACCGUACACGUACAUGUAUAUAAUUAUGAAGAGAGAUUAUUUUAUAGACUUCUGUAAAUACUUUUAUCCGACCAAAAAAUGAGAGAAAGAACUUUUUAACUAUUUUUUUACAGAGAAUAUCAAUAUCAUGGCUACCGUCCAUUUUUAAAGAUUUUUCAAACUUGUUGCCAAACUUCUGAAGUAUAAUAUUAUUAUCAUUGAA